ACAGGUGUAACCCCUUGCUUUCUGGCUCCUCAUCUUACAGUCAAAAAACACCUGAAUGGCUGGUGUGGCAACCCAGUCUACUUCAGUGUAGGCCUGCCUGCUAACUGCUGUUCUAACCCCUCCUGGCAAGAUUAAACAUUUUUCAGCUGUCUUUAAUUUAGACACUUAACCUUUGCUUAAAAGAAACGCAGACAUUUUCCAAGCCUCCAAAUCAAAUCUUGUUUCCAAUAUUUGGGGGGUGGGGAAGGAGCUAACCAAAUUUCAUACAUAAGUGUGACCAAAAGAUCCAGAUUUCAUAUCCUGUAGCUGGGAAAGCCAUUACCUAAGCUCACCCUUAGCUCACAUGACACAUUUCUAGUCAUAGAAAACACAUUUCUCUAAUGCUGCCAUUUCAACCCAUCAAGGUCAGAUGAUGUGGUGCUAGGCACGCUGUGGAAACCUGGAUAAGAUAUGGCAACAGACAUAUAUCAGAUUGUGAGUCUUAAAAGCAGGGGCAUGUGUGUGCUGUGGGAAGACAGAUGUUAAGGUGGAUAGUGGGGAAAAGUCUGUCCCUUCAUGUAUUUGUUUCCUGGCUCUAAAUGUUCCAUACUUUCCCAGCUAGCAGGGUGUUUUCCUGUGGCUUGUUACCCUGUGUCAAAUGUCUGCAAUGUGCUGGGAGAAACUGCCUGGGAGAAGGAAGGUGAAUGAAUUAAACCUGUGCCCAUUGACUUGGGGUACACCCCUUAGCCCAGGCACCAGCAGGACCUAGGCCUAAGCCUGUCAAGGCUUUUACAACCGUAUCAGAAACAGAUAGGAUGGGAAGUUAGGAUUGCAGUGGUUUAAAGCAAAGCCACAGGCAGGAUUUAGGACUCUGCGCUUCAACAAUUGAGCAUGAGGGGAAGAAAAGGCUGGGCUCCAGCUCUCAGGAGCCCCAGCCUGAGGAAAGGAAAGGAAACCCAGAGGGCUGCUGAAGGGCUUUUCCCAGAGCCGGGGCAAGAAGCAGCCCUCGAGAACAGCGAGGGGCGCCGUGCCUGCCAGGGGCGCGGGGAGUACUGCGGGCUGGCAGGAUAGGAUAGGAUAGGAUAGGAUGCGCUGCGCUCCGCUUCCCCCGCCCGUCCGCAGCCGGCGCGGCUCGUGAGGUGGGAGCGGGCUCAGCUUCGCUCCCUCCCGCGGGCCGGAUCCGGCCGCAACUUGGGGGCUGGGGGGAGAUCCCGGCUCCUCCCUCGCGCCCGGCUCCUGCACCCUUCAGCCCUCCCUGCCAUGCCCGGGACCCUCCCCCUCCGCAGCCGCGGGCGACCUGCAGCUCCCGGGCCCGGCGCGGCGUGACAGCGGCGGGAGGAGCGAGCCCUGCGCGGGGCAGCAUGGCCUAGGCACCCCGGGCGGGCAGCCGCCGGCUUGGGCUGGGGGGCCGGGGUCUCCCCUUCAGUUUUUCUUCUCUUUGCACCCAGUGGCUGGGGCUUCCCCGCUCUUGGCAGCGCCUCCCUGCCCUGGCGAGCCGCGGGGAGGGGGGAGGGAGGGGGGGGAAGCAUGGCUGUGAGCGGCGGCGGCGGGGGCAAAGGCAGCCGCAGCCCCGGCGGGGAGCGGAGCGGGCCCGACUGCAAUGGGUAUCGCCCUCCUGGCAGCGGGCAGCCGCCGGCGCGGGCCGCCGGGACGUGCUGGUGGGCGCGGGCGCUGGCGCUGCACAAGAUCCGCAGCUCCCGGAAAGUUUCCUGGGCCGUGUGCGCCGGGUGCCUGUGCUUGGCGCUCGCCCUGCUGCUCCGCGCGGGGCUGGAGGAGGAGGAGGAGGACGGCGGCGGCGGCGGAGAAGGAGGAGGGGAGAGGGGCUCGCCCCUGCCCCGCGCGGGGCUGCAGCCGGCCGCGCUGCUCGGCAGCCUCGUGGGUGCCUUCUUCUGGAUGGGCUGGUACUUGCUGCGCGCCGGGGUCCGGCCGCACACCGCCGCCUGGCUGCUGGCCGCCUGCUGCGGGGGGGAAGCGCUCGUGCAGCGCGGCUUGGCGGUGGGGGAGGAUCACUUGCUCUCUUUCCCCGCCACGGGGGUGGUGCUGAGCUGCCUGGCCGCCGCGACAUGGCUGGUGCUGAAGCUGCGGCAGGGCGUCCUCAUGAUCGCCGUGACUAGCGCCGUCCGGACCACGGCCCUCGUGUCCCUGGACAGGAUCCAGCUGGCCUGGAGACCCUACCUGGCCUACGCGCUCGGGCUGCUGGGCAUCCUCCUGGCCGGCUCCGCGCAGCGCCUCCUGCCUCGGCUCGGGCCCGGGCCCCGCCAGCUCGCCGGCGCCCCGCUGCCCCGGCCGGACGUCCCGGUGCUGAGGAGGCGGCGGCGCUCCAGCUCCAUGAUCUCCGCCGAGAUGUCCGGCUGCAGCAAGUCGCAUCGCAGGACCUCGCUGCCCUGCAUACCUCGGGAGCAGCUCAUGGGACAUUCAGAAUGGGACCAUAAACGAGGACCCAGAGGAUCACAGUCAUCAGGCACCAGUAUUACAGUGGAUAUUGCUGUCAUGGGAGAAGCGCAUGGGCUCAUUACAGACCUGUUGGCAGAUCCCUCAUUGCCACCCAAUGUGUGUACUUCCCUGAGAACAGUGAGCAAUCUGCUUAAUACACAGUUAACAUUCCAGGCUAUUCAUAAGCCAAGAAUCAACCCUUUGGUGUCAUUCAGUGAGAACUAUACUUGCUCCGACUCAGAAGAAUGUCCAGAAAAAGGAGAAAAACUGGCUAUACCCAAGCGCUUACGGAGGAGUUUGCCUCCAGGUCUACUGAGACGUGUGUCAUCAACUUGGACAACAACAACAUCGGCAACAGGAUUACCUACCUUGGAGCCAGCACCAGUGAGAAGGGACCGUAGUGCCAGCAUCAAACCUUAUGAAUCUUCUUCAUCCAGCACUGACCCUUGGAACAGCUCAAUUCUGAUGACCAUCACAAAAAGCAGAUCCUUUUCAGCCUCCUAUGCAAUGUCUGCUACAAACCAUUUGAAUUCCAAAAGGCAAACCCGACAAGGUAUCCCACCAAAUAUUUCACCUCUCACCUCUCCAUGCCAUUCCCCUAUCCAGGGGACUCCAGCUACCAGUCCCACAGGCAAAACCUCUACAGUCCAAUUUCCAGACGCUACUGACACCGACACAAAGGAAGGCCUGAGGCCACACAAGGUUUUAACUUCUACGCAGAGUGCACCUAACCUUUCAGAGCAGACUUUACCACCCCCAGUUAUCUGCAGCAGUUGUGGCAGACCAUAUAACCAGAGAGAUUCUGGCGAUGCGACGCUGGAUCAAGGUGAUGGAACAACAACACACACUGUGAACAGAACAGAUGAUCCAGCUCAAGCCACCUCUGACUAUGAAACCAACAACAGUGACAGCAGUGACAUCGUACAAAACGAUGAUGAGACAGAUUGCUCCAAAGAACAGAUACAGAAGGGCUCUGUCUGCAGGACGUAUGCACCUGAGUCCAUCAUAUUGCACCCUUUAUUGCCACCUGAGGACAAGCCUAUUAUUGCUCCAGAGCCUCUCGUUAUGGACAACUUGGAUCCCCUAAUGGAGCAACUGAACAGUUGGAACUUCCCAAUCUUUGAUUUGGUGGAAAAAAUAGGGAAGAAAUGUGGUCGAAUCCUCAGCCAGGUAUCAUACAAGCUUUUUGAAGAUAUGGGUCUGUUUGAAACCUUUAAAAUUCCAGUGAGGGAGUUCAUGAACUACUUUCACGCACUGGAGUGUGGGUACCGAGACAUACCUUAUCACAACAGAAUCCAUGCAACUGAUGUUCUACACGCUGUUUGGUACCUUUCCACCCAGCCCAUCCCAGGACUCCCAACUGUGAUUAAUGACCAGGGGUCAGCGAGCGAUUCAGAUUCUGAUAGUGGAAUCACUCAUGGUCACAUGGGAUACGUGUUUUCAAAGAUGUAUACUCCUACAGAUGACAGCUAUGGUUGCCUUUCUGGCAAUAUCCCUGCCCUAGAAUUGAUGGCCCUUUAUGUAGCAGCAGCCAUGCAUGACUAUGAUCAUCCAGGAAGAACCAAUGCCUUUUUGGUUGCAACCAGUGCACCUCAGGCUGUGCUGUAUAAUGACCGCUCUGUUUUGGAGAAUCAUCAUGCAGCUGCUGCGUGGAAUCUUUUCAUGUCCAGGCCAGAGUAUAACUUCUUAGUCAAUCUCGACCAUGUGGAAUUCAAGCAUUUCCGGUUUCUUGUAAUUGAGGCCAUUUUGGCCACUGAUCUGAAGAAACACUUUGAUUUUGUAGCCAAAUUCAAUGCCAAGGUGAACGAUGAUGUUGGAAUUGACUGGAGUAAUGAGAAUGACCGCAUGCUUGUUUGUCAAAUGUGCAUCAAACUGGCUGACAUCAACGGGCCUGCUAAAUGCAAAGAAUUGCAUCUGCAGUGGACAGAAGGCAUUGUUAAUGAAUUUUAUGAACAGGGUGAUGAAGAGGCCAGUCUUGGCCUUCCUAUUAGUCCUUUCAUGGAUCGCUCGGCUCCUCAGUUGGCAAACCUUCAGGAAUCUUUCAUUUCUCAUAUCGUGGGACCACUAUGUAAUUCCUAUGACUCAGCAGGGCUGAUGCCAGGGAAAUGGGUGGAAGAUAGUGAUGAAUCAGGAGACACAGAUGAGAACGAAGAAGAAGAAACAGGAGAAAUGGAAACAUGUGAAAACUCUGAAUCCAGAAAGAAAAAAUUCAAGCGGAGGAAAAUCUACUGCCAGAUCACUCAGCACCUGCUUCACAACCAUAAAAUGUGGAAGAAAGUAAUUGAAGAUGAAGAAAGGUUAUCAGGGAGAGAAAAGCAAGGUGUAGACCAAUCUACACUGCACCAAUCCUCAGAACAAAUUCAGUCCAUCAGGGAAGAAGAGGAGGAGAAAGGGAAACCCAAAGAGGAGGAAGAAGAGAAUACAACUAUUGAACUGAAACAAUGACAAUAUUUUCAGCAGUAUUUUAGACAAAAGGACUUGUGCACAGACUCCUUUUCCAAGCCAGCACAACGUUUAGACACAACACUGUAGAAAUAUGGGAUAAUGCGCCUACAACUGUUUAAUUUGUUUCUGUUUCCUUUUUAUGGUGAGGUACAUUGUUUAAACUCCUCUGCUCAAGGAAGCUUUCACACUGCAACACCGGCUUUUACAGACAUUCUUAAAGGGGUUGGGAGGGAGGGGGAUGGAAUUAUAUACAUAGCCAGAAUUAUUGGCUGUGCACUUCAGCAAAAUACAUUUAAUUAUAUAUUAUGGUCACUGUGAUAUUACAGAAGGAAGUUGUCAGCGGAAAUGCUGCUUCUAAAGCACAUUUGCAGUUAACUGUAAGGUACCUGUUAAGUAGCUUUUGCUCUUACUGCUGAAGGCUAAAAGUUCCAAAGCUUUAUCAGAAUGCUGAUACAUCCUGCCAGCAUAUCUGUGUGUGGGGGCAUGCGUGUGUGUUUGGGUGGAUGUAAUAUAUUAUUAUGUGGUGUGAGUUCUUAUUAGACUAGUAUAGCACAUGGCUCAAGACAUGUGAACAAACAGAAGGCCCCAGGUUUAGGAAAUUUGUGCCAGUUGGAAAGUGGAGCCCUUUGUAAGGCACUCUGAUUUUGCAGUAACUCCUGAAGUCUCCUUUCACAUUCUGGCUGCAGGCACUGCUGCCUUUCAGCAGGAGCCAACCCACUCAGGCAGCUGACGUGGUACCAUUUAGUGGCACUGAGCUCCCAACCAGCUGGAACCACCUUUUGCCAAACUGCUGGCAACAGGGAUGUGCCAUGAGAACUGUUCUCCCAGAAGAGUUAAAGGAGGUUUGUGUGGCACACAUUGUUACUGAUCUUCACAAAAACUGGCCCCCUGUACACCUUUGAAUGGGUUUAUGGUUUCAGAGGGCACUGAGCGUGUGCAAGAGAGAAAGCAUGGAAAUCAAUUGCACACUAUAUCAUUCUCCCCCCCAGCCUUACAUUUCACCGUGUCAGUGGCCAAAAACAUUUUAAAACUGAAGCUUAAAUUGUCAUCUAUUAAAUGCAGCCAGAGGAGAACUGUGGGACCAGCGGCUGCUUGAGAUCAAAAGGCAAUUAGUGCUUUACCAGAAAGGUGGGCAUAAGGGACUGCUGCUUGUCCACAUUAGCCAGAUACUUAUGCCUCAGCAACCACUCGUACCAGCUUCAGAGAAUGUGGUCUGGCAGCAAAGGUGCUGGAUGGCGGCAAUUUGCUGCCGGCAUUCUGCUUGAUCCCACCAAUGUACUGUUUUGCUCUUUAUUAUAAUUAUUAUUAUUAUUAUUUUUUUUUUUUAAGAAAAAAUUUGGGCCUGUAGAAAAACAGAUAAUUCUUUUUUGUCUGUUUCUCUGUUGUUUAUGCUGUGAGCUAAACGUCUAUUUAAAAGAUUGAUAUUCACUUUCAUUAUUUUAUUUCACAAUAUUAUAUUUGUCAGUGAUUAGUUAUCUAGAUGUAAAUAUGGAGAAAUUUUUAUGGGUUCCUGUAGAUAAUGAAAUCUUUAAGAAAAAAAAAGGGGGGGGGGAAUGUUUUUGUAAAGGUAAUUUUUUAAAAACACCAUUUUUUAUAAAGAGUAGCCAUUUCCUAGCCCAACAAAUGAGGUCUUGAGUGGUUUGUAUAGAGCCUUAUGGGAAAUCACUGGUCUACAGUAUCAAGGAAUUGACAUAUUAAUGCUUACUGUUGACUGUGUAGCAUCAGUUAUUACCAUGCAAGCUAAAGAUUUAUGAUCCUACAAAAGACUCUGAGUUUAGUAUCUUACAGGAGAGUGGACUGAUGAUGUAUGUCUCUUAGAAUGUGAUCCUGCCAUUCUUAUCUAAAAAAUGGGAUUCAGCAAGGCUACUUAUCUGAGUAAAAAAUUGCUUGCAAAAGUAAAAGUUUGCAGGAGCAGCCCCUCCUGUAUCAACUCAAGUUUCUGAUAUAUCCAGCCCUCACCUCCUUGUAAUUAUGCCCUUCACCGGAUUUCAUGAUUCAUUGGUACCUCUUGGAAAAUGACAGAAAACAUUCUGUUCUAAACCAACUUGUGUAUGUGUCAUCACUUCUGUAUUUUUCUCCACCUCAUUCAUCAUUUCAAAUGGUCCUUGGCAUGAAAACAGUCUUUGUUUCUUACAGGUUUCCUUUUCUUCUUAUCCUUUCUUCUCUAUAACCUUCUGGAAGUGGAAGACAUACUCCACUGUUUGAAAGCAUGACUUUGGAUGGUGUCAGCAACAAAAGGAUCUGAUUAAUUCCCUCCUCCAAAAAAAAUUAGUGACUGUACUUAUCUCAUUUUUCUCUCCCUCUCUUUUCUAAAUAAGUACAAUUUUAAAAAAAUCAAAAUUUAUUCCAAGCAACAUGGGAUAUCUUUCAAAGAUUUCUCCAAGGCGCUGGUAGAUCUGCAACAAUUCAAGCUUGUGUUCCUAUUCAGACAGUCCCAUAGUUUGUUUUUAUAAAUAAGAUAAAACAGAAACUUCUCCCAUUUUUUGAAGCAAAAAUCAAACUCCCUGAGAUAUUGCAGAAUUUCAUGUCCCUGUGUGCUUUGCAGUGGAUGCCAGUUGGAGAUGGAUUUAAUAUUUUAAAUUAAAACAAAAGUAAGAAAUAUCCUGAUUUAGAUAAAUAAACCAUAGCUCAAAGAUGUUAGUAAGAGUACGCUUGCUGUAAUAAGGGGGAGACAUCCUAAAUAUGAGGCCAAAUCCUGUUAGCUUUUUAUUCAUAUAAAUAAUCCUAUUGAAGCCAAAAGAAUUCCUUGCAUGAGUAUGGGCAAAAAAAAUUAGUGACUGUACUUAUCUCAUUUUUCUCUCCCUCUCUUUUCUAAAUAAGUACAAUUUUUAAAAAAUCAAAUAAAAAAAAUCAAAUAAAAAAAAAGUGAAAGUACAGGUUUGCCUGUGCAAAAUAUUGCUUAAAAUAGAGCUAUAGGAGAAUUUAAGGAUAUUUCCUUCAUUGUCUGUUAGUUUUGGUUGCUACUGAACACUCUCGGUGCCCUUUUGGGAUUCAUUGAGCUCACCUUUAUUGCUAGUGUUGUAAUGCAGCUGAUGGCACAGAUUAAUAUACUAUUAUACAAAGCUAUUUUGUGGAUGCAAUGUGACAAACUCAGGUCUUUCUGUCUGUCAGUCUUGGAACAAGAACAAUGACCGUUAUUUUACCUAAGCUGUGUAACAGGGGCAAUUCUAGUGAAAUCAGAGCCAGAUGGAACUGAUUAACUUGACAAUAGAUUACUGCAGCAUUCAGUCAGUAAAACAUCCAUUUUAUCUAGUCACCAACCAAAUAAUACUGUUGCACUCCACAUGGCUACUGGCAGAGUACAACUUCAGUAGGUGGCAAACCAUUUAUAAAUUUCACCCAGUAUAUUUGGAAAUGUGUUUCCAGCAAGAAAUGACCAGGAAACAUCCCAGGUGUGUGUUUAAUUAAGAAACAAUUUGUAUUGAAUACAGUUUAGUUUAUUUUUGUUUUAUGGGGUUUUUUUGUUCUGGGUUUUUGUUUGUUUUGUUUUCAUUUUUUUUUUUUAAUAGAUAACAAACAAGUAGUUGGUUACCUGAUUUAUGUAAUGAUCUUGCUCCAAGAAAAAGGGAAGAGCUUUCAGUGAGAAGUUGCAGGCUUUUUUUUUUUGUUUCUGCUUUCCUCAGUGCUUCGGUAUUGUUGUUCCCAAAUAAGCACCAUCUCUGCAACUUUCUUUUGGGUGGGGGUGGAAUAGGGGAGCGGGAAUGAAUUAAGUUCUAUCUCCAACGUUCAGUUUGCAGGUAAUGAACAAAUUGAAUUUUUAAAAGUUGAUAUGAAGAUCUGGUAUCUACUACAUACAAAUUAUUUAUUAAAUGCUGAAGAAAACAAAUACCACUUAAAGAAUCAAUCCCGUAAUGAAAAAAUGAUCUCUUUGAUGAGAGGAGCCCAGGCCUCAAUUUUAUUGGCAUAAAAAAAAAAGAAAUAUAGGUUAUGAUGCCAAUUUUCAAACAGAUGUCAUUUGUCUUCUCUGUUGUAAUCACGAAAUAUUUUUGUAGUGUUUUGUGUUCCUCAUUUUGGAAAGAAGUAUACUGACUGACCAUGUAACCACUGCAUGCAGAAAUCCUUCUUUUCUCCAUCUUCUCAUAAUGAUACCCCAUUUGCUGUUGAGUCUUGUUGCUGGUAAUUGAAUAUGGCUCAUUUGUCAGUAGUCAUGUUUUGCAUUUCUUCUGCAGCGCACAGAUGGUAGGGACUGGCUAAAAACUCACACUGUUUAUGUAAAUGCCGUCAAAAUGGAACUUAAAUUAUAAGCACUCUGAAUUUUGUUUUCUGGAAUCAGAAUCUGCCUAGGUCAAGAAAAUAGCAAUCAUGACUAUGUUCAGGUGGUCAGAUAAAUUUACCUUCAUUUGCUCUAAUACUAAUAGGAAUCUGGUAUCACACUAUGAGUUUUGAUCCGAUGUGUAGAACACCUAUCACCACACGUCUUAGAUAUCUACUACCUGUGUUUUAGAUUUUUCCAGGUGCUGCACUCAGACAGUAGGGCUUUGAGUUGCAGGGCUUUUAGAGGGAAUAAGGGAUUCUAUUGUGCUACUGAUGACAUUUCAAGUUUCUAUUCUCUGUGAGUGAGAUUCACUUGUUAUAGAGAAUUAGAAAAUGACUCUGUAUUACUAAUAUCCUAUUUUGAGUGUGUACAUAGGCCUGAAGUGGUGUAUGGGCAACAUACUGGCUCUUGAAGGGCUGAAUUUCACUUCCUGAGAGUAGGCUAUUCCAAAGGUAGUUAUAUUUUGGGAAAUAUUUUUUUUAAAUGGAAAGAAUACAUAUUCUACUCAUUACUCAGGUUUUACUCAGGCCUGUGACAUGAGAACUCUCCCUAUGAUCAAUAGAUCAUAUCCUGCAUCAAGAGCCACACUUGCUCAGCCACCCUUUAAAACCUAGGAUACAUAGUCCAGCAAAGGGUUGAGAGCUGCAAUGAAGCAAAUCACACUUGUGCAUGCAUACUACACCCUGAAAUGGAUUUAAUAUUGUUACCUCAGUGAGGUGCUUGGGUGUGUUCCAUUAAAAUUUCUUGGAAAGGCAUCUUAGUAUGCACCUAGAUAGCAUUGCUCAAAGGUGACUGCAUUACAUCUAACACCUAAGGUAUAGUAUGUACAGGGUAGGUGUGGCAUGCUUCACUGCAGUGUUCCCUGGUACAAUCCUUUGAUGAAGAUGUGCUCCAAGUAUUGUAGCAGUCUAACUGCCUAGAUUUCAAAUGUACUUAAGUGACUAAGUGCAGGUAGGCACCUAGUGAAAUUUUCAGCUUAAGUAGAUUAGGUGCUGAAUGCACCUUGAUUUAAAUAUCUGCCACCUUUUGGCCAGUUAGGUUCUUCUGAAGGUCCCAGUCAGUGCCUCUCUGCCUCUUAAGUGCCUCAGUGCCUUUGAAAUCUGGGUUCAUCUCCUAUCUUUAAGGCACUUUUUUAAAAAUAGGACUUAGUAGGAUUUUCAUUAUGAUUGGGCUCCUAAGCGCCUGUUGCUUUUGAAAAUGGCACUUGAACUCAUAAGCCACUUACUUGGUUUCCAAAAUUUUAAUUUUAGUUAAAAUUGAGGCAAGAUGUUACAGUUGGGUCCCAAAAUAUUAAUAAAUCCCUUACAGAGCUGGGCUAUCUUACUUCAUAAAUGAGUUAUGAUUUUCCAUUAAUGGGAGCAUUGCUGUGUACAUCAAAGUGUCAAGUCAUCACCAUGUCAAGUCUGUUGUCCCACUGAUUUCUGCAGGACUGUUUGAGAAAUGAGGUGCUUCUCAGUACAAGUCUGGCUGGCAGAAUAAAGUUCAGUAUACCAAUAAAGUAGAUGUUUUGUCAACUUAUAUCUCAGACAUACCAGUUAAGUAAGCCAUGCAAGUUCCAAUGGCACUCUUCUUUGAUGCAUACUAAAAUAUUAACACUUAAUCAAAAUAACUAUGCAUUAUUUGGGGUUAAAACGAAAAAGUAGAUUGUCAGAGUACUGCACUUCCAUCUUUCUAGUGAAGAGGCAUUUUCACACUUUUUGGUAUAACUCACAAGGUUUUCAUAUUAUAUUUACAUUAUUGCUAUUGUUAUAUUUUCCUCUAUUCACAUUGAUGUGGUUGAGACAUUCUGAAGUCACAUACUAACCCAGAAAGAUUUUAACUGAAGCAGGAGUGAUGUGUGACAAGAAUAAAUGGAGCAUUUUUAUGACAUAUUAAUGGCCACAUUGCUUGGCUGCAGGGUACCUGAGGUUUUAUCUAGAGCCAAGGGUGUGCCUUUUUUAUUCCAUUAAAGAACUGUACUUACAGUGCACAGAGGAAAUAGGCACCAAGAAUCAGUCAGUCUUUUCAUCCUUGGAAAGGGAUAUUUGCCUAAAAACUUCAGCAUCCCCAAGUUGGCAGCAUAACAGUGAUGUAAUUAGCCGUGAAGCUGAUAUGAUUUUAAGCACAAAUGGAGAAGGUUAAGUUGGCAAGUCUCAGAAAAGACUGAAUGAAAACACAGUUUGAAAUAAACUUGAAACAAUAAAAUGAACUUGUACUUUCUUCCAAAGCAAGGUCCUGCUAGUGUGUGAGGCAAGCAUUACAUUUCAAGUUUGAUAACACAAGUCCUGUUUGGCAUUCAAGUAUCCAUGAAUGACUAAAACCACUAAAGAGAAUUUUACUUCCCUUAGACUGAGAAGGAAUAGGAGAAAUUUUAAAUGAACUCACAAUUUGAGGAGCCCUUUGAGGUCUGUGUUGUUAAUCAGCAUAACCAAUGGCAGCCUGUAUUGAAGAACAAGUCAAUUCAAGAGGGGUCAAGGGGGAGAAGAUAUGACUUUAUUGUGUCUUUGGCCAGCAUCCCGCCUUCUCAAAGAAAAUGUGGCCAUUAAAUACCAGAGAAGGGACUACUUGAAUAAUGAAAAUGGUGCUGACAUUUACUUUAAGCAGUUGAAGAAUUAAAUAAAUGGGUUGCUUAAUGGAGGCAGAUGGCUCUUGAAGAUGGAGUAAAAUCAAAUUCAGUAAAAUAAAUUUCAUAGAUUUCAUAGACAUUAGGGCUGGAAGGGACUUGGGAAGAUCACCGAGUCCAGCCCCCUGCCCCAGGGGCAGGAAGUCAGCUGGGGUCAUAGGAUCCCAGCAAGAUAAGCGUCCAGAUAUCUUUUGAAGGUGUUCAGAGUAGGUGCUUGAACCAUCUCCAGCAGCAGUCUAUUCCAGACCUUGGAGGCUCGGACAGUAAAGAAGUUCUUCCUUAUGUCCAGCCUGAAAAGGUCAUGGAUAUUUCAUGAUAGUGUGGUGGUGUUUCUGGACUGCCUGAUGAAUAAAAGUCCCUAAUUAGUUUGCUUACGUCCAGUUUACAAAAAGGAAUCCUCUGGAAGUAAUUGGAAACAGUUUUAGUGACUGCUGUUUCUGAAGUGAAAUUCACCCCUGUGCUGAGAGGCCUGUGCAAUGCUCAACGUACAACAUAAUUCCCAGUAAAAUCCUCUUCUGAGGAUUUAAAUGGGGGGAAUAAAUGCCAGCCUAAGCAUGGACAGCCACCUCUGUGCUGGAUAGGUAAAUAUUAUCCUGACGUUUUCCAGACUGCCAUUUUCUUGAAUCCUUAGGAAGUGAUAAACUAUGCCCAGUUUAUAUUAAAUAUACUGAAACAAUCAUAUGAAAUAAUGCCCGAGCAGUUUUUAAAGUCCAUUACAUUAUGCAACAAAAGGGAUCAAAAGAUUGACCUCUACCAGGCUUUGUGGCUGUAACUGAAACAUAACAGGAAUCAUUGUUUUUAUGCAGUUAACCUUAAGAAAUUGCCAGUUUUGCUUUGGAAGCCUAUGGAAGGAUCCUGCUUCCCAUACCUCAGUAUUUGCAGUAUUCCCUACAUUUCUGGACCCAAACUGGCCAGUUUUUAAGGCUGAUCUUGUCGUCUACAUUUAUAAUCAUCCACCCCAGGUCAUUGUCUCUUUGUCUAGCUUUUCUGAAUGAAAGAAAGGGUUUUGGACCCGAGUAUCUGAAUCAUACAAUUCUAUUUUUACACAAGCCUUUGCUUGGUGGAAGAGGAGUAAAAAUCAAUAAUGUCUGUUUUAAUUGGUGUCUUUGGGUGGCUUUCUGGGUUAUUUGUUUUGCUAUUUCUGAAUGUAAGUUUCAUAUUAUGUUUAGGCUAUGACAGUUCCACAGUGUUACACCAUUUCUGAUGAGCCACAAAAGCAACCUGAAAUGUUUUGAUGUAUGUGUGCAUUAACAUGCAUGUGGAGCUAAUGAAAAAUUUGUUGGCAUGCAAAUAUUGUAUUCCAACUGCAAAGUAACUGAGAGAAACAGCAUGAGUUUUGUCUUAAUGCUAUAUUUAAAAAAAUAAAAAGAAAUGUAAAGAAUGUUUAUAGUCAAAGCUAAGGACCAGUGCACUCACUAAUGUGGCAAACAAAAAAAAUUAUUGCUCUGUUGUUUCAAAUAAUCCAGUAUGUGUUAGUUUUAAUCUGUUUUGAGUUGCAGAAGAAGCUUCACUUACAGCCAUUAGCCUGUAGGUGGUAUAGGACCAGAGACUGUGGAGAAAAAAAGGUAUAUGAGGGAUUGAAGGGGUAGGGAGCAGAGAGAAGCACAUAGUUGGGAAUUUAAUGUGAUGUCUAUACAGUAGCUGGAGAAAUCUCUCAGGAUAUAAAACAGUCCAAUACUAUAUCACCUUAAUUUGGUUUGUUCUUAGUAUUGCUCUGAAGCAAAUGGGCUAAAAGUUUCCGUUCUUCAACACUGUCUUCCUACACACAAAGAACACUUAGGAACUAUUACUCAAUGUGAAUUAAGAGUUACAGUUUGCAUUUAAAUAUUUAUAUGGAAAAUAGUUGCAUUUUUUCCCCUGACUGUAGUAGCAUUGCCAUGGUGUUAAAAAAAAAAAAAAUGGACGCCUCUAAUGUGAAAAACAAUUAAAUAAUGAUUAAUUGUUUGCCAUGCAUGUAUAUUAUGUUUUGGGUAGAAAGCCCCAUCUAGGUUAGGUAUUAAUACUUUCCUUCCCCCUGACAAAAACCGAAGCAUAAUGAAAAUCUACAUCCUACUGCAAAGUUUUAGUUUUAGGUAUUUAUUGAUUUAAUAUAAUAUUUCAAAUCAGUAUUUUUAAAAGAUCAAAAACAGCAUUUAUAACUUAUAUAAUGUUGUUUGUACUUUAACUGUUUUGACUAUGUCAAUAUAUAGUUAAUCCUUCUGAAAAUGCUCAGUUCUUUUCUUAUUUUAUAGCUGAUAUAACAUACUUGCAAGGGGGAAAGGAAUCUUAAGUUUGCAUUCUUUUUUUUUCAUUGCGAUGCAUACUGUAGCUCAUGCUUAACUGAUAACAUUUUCACUGAUGGGUGGCAGUUUAUUUUUUUAAGGCUUUUGAUCAAAGAAAAUCUAGUACUGAUACUGCAACAGAAAUUUCAUUUAAAACUUGCCUGAGCAAAACCAUGUAAAAGUAGUAACAAUGUAAGUGACUCAAAAUUUUAGUAUGGUUUUGUCAUCUGGACAAUGCUGAGAUCCGGUGCCUGUGUUUGUGUACAUAUAAUACACACACAAAAAAAAUGUGUUGGGCAGCAGAUUGAAUCCUGUAAAAAGUAAGAGUGAAAUCAUUCUGCCAAGUUCAAAAUAUUUUCUGAAUGAAAAAUUUAGAUGUGGUCAUUAUUUGAAAUAGCUUUUUUUCUCUCAAGUUUUUUGAGCCAAACUGAAGAAUCUAUUUAUCCUCAACGCUCACAUUUAGGACAACAGAAGCUGUUGGCUACAAAAGAAAUUUUGUUUGCUCCCUUUGAGGUACUGAAUCUUUUUAAAUCCCAUUUCAUGAGGUUUAGACUCCAGUCUACUUCUAAUUCAGUAGGAGCUGAGGAUGCUCAGUAUCCCAAAUAAUCUUUUAUGUAUGAUCUAAGUCUUAAUCAGUUCUAGUAGUCAUUUGCUAGUAAAUUGAAACUGUAAUAUAAAUUAAACUAUCCUUCAUGUUUCACUUAUGGAGAAACACAUUUUUAUAAGGUUAUAUAUGAAAAGCUUGUCUGUGUAUCUUGGGUAUUCCUACAAAGCAAUAUUUUAAAAAAUAACUGCCAACCAAAGUGGCAAUGCAGAAAAGUGCCAUCUUAUUCAAGAUUUGUACAUGCCAAUUUUUAAAAAAGUGUUCUUUUCACUAAGUACUACAUACAUUAAUUUAUAUUUAUAUAUUGCCAAUAUUGUUGUAACCAAACUUGUUUUUAAACACGUCAAGAACAAGGCCUUGUAAUUUUUAGGUGAUGAUCUUUCAUAAACAGAAUAAUUCUUUUCCUUUCACUAGUAUCUUGCACUCAGUACAUGUAGCAAUACUUAAUAUAUUCCCUUCACAAGUAUUUGUUAAGUGAUUUAGUUAAUGGCUGAUAAAUGUUUUGUACAAAAUAGAUUCUGUACAGGAAAAAAUCUUUUAGAUAAACAUUAUUUAUUUUUACUGUUUUGUAAGUUAGACACUAUAAUGAAGCUCCUUUUUGCCAGAAUUACUGGAAGUGCCUCUUGGUAAAAUGUAUAAUACAGUAAAUAUGUCUUAGAUAUACUUGUCACAAAAUGAACAAUUGUGGAUGUUGCAAUGUCAAGACAACGUACAACAUAAAUAUAAUUCUGUGGUAUCAUG
This is a messenger RNA of Alligator mississippiensis (American alligator), 15320 nucleotides long. RefSeq names its product phosphodiesterase 3A (gene PDE3A). Gene Ontology annotation, cellular component: cytosol. The coding region runs from base 1507 to 4857 and encodes 1116 amino acids. Gene Ontology annotation, biological process: positive regulation of oocyte development; oocyte maturation. Lineage: Eukaryota; Metazoa; Chordata; Crocodylia; Alligatoridae. The record is from RefSeq and is a predicted model, not a curated record. The transcript has 16 exons. Gene Ontology annotation, molecular function: 3',5'-cyclic-AMP phosphodiesterase activity.